This is a messenger RNA of Vanrija pseudolonga, 399 nucleotides long. It is a transcript of the gene MGR2, whose product is annotated as Protein MGR2. The record is from RefSeq and is a predicted model, not a curated record. Gene Ontology annotation, biological process: protein import into mitochondrial matrix; protein insertion into mitochondrial inner membrane. Lineage: Eukaryota; Fungi; Basidiomycota; Tremellomycetes; Trichosporonales; Trichosporonaceae. Bases 38 to 376 code for a protein of 112 amino acids. Gene Ontology annotation, cellular component: TIM23 mitochondrial import inner membrane translocase complex. The transcript has 4 exons.
UCGACAUCUCUUCUCCAACGAUAACAGCAGCAGCACCAUGCCCCCUCCUCCUUCGACGACGCAGGGCGCUUCCAACUGGGACAAGAUGAAGAUGGGCGCGUUGAUGGGCACGGGCGUCGGCCUGACUAUCGGCUUCAUCUUUGGGUCGUUCUCUAUCCUCCGUGGUGGCCCUGGACCCCGCGGUGCCGUCGCUACCCUUGGCCAGUACAUGGCUUCCUCGGCGGCCACGUUCGGCUUCUUCAUGUCGAUCGGUUCGGUCAUCCGCACGCAAGAAAAGUACGCCCUCCCCGCGUCGACCUCGCCCCAGGUCCUCAUUCACGCCCAGCGCGCGCGCUGGGCCGCCGCGUCGGAGCGCGUGCGCGGACAGCAGCUGUAGUGGAUGCAUCGGGUGCAGCAUGG